GUGGAUCUUGAGGGGCGGAGUCAGUCCAGGCGGGUGUCAUUUCCUGUGUGGGCGGAGCUACUGAAUGUCUGAGCGAUGUGAGGCUGAGCAGCUGUCACUCAAACCACGACCACCAGCAGCCAAUCAGCUCACAGUGUGGAGGACCAUCAUGCACCUGAAGCCGAAGCUGGCGCGCUCAGAGCGGAGCGCCGUGUUCCUGAGUCAGCAGGGCCCGCUCAGGACUGGGAGCGGUAACCAUGGCAACCGCCUCCCACUCAGCGUCAUCUCCACCAACACGCUGCGCCGUGGCAACGCCGUCACCCACGGCAACGGCAGCGUGGUGACAUCACUGCGGUUGAAGGCGUCCGGCGGUUCGCUGCAGCUCGUCUCCUCGCCGCCGUCGACCUGCGAGAACGAUUCGCGUCUGUUCCACGAGGACGGCGACGCGCCGCUGGACAUCUGGGCCGCCAUCAAGCCCGGACACGUCCGCGAGAAGAUCGCCAUCUUCACCUCAGAGGCGGGACGCUCGGAUGCCGCAGGCGGCAGCGAACGCACCUCCGGCGGCUCCGUGCAGCGAGCCGGGAAGGCCAAAGGAAGCUGGGAGGAAACGUCCAACGCUAAGCGGCGCCGGAGAAGCAACCAGAACCUCCAGCAGGACCUGAGGAUCCGGAUCCUGGACUCUCCUGACCACGCUCAAAAACCGUCGCCUCAGGGGGGGGACGAGGAGGAGGGGGAGGGGGAGGGGGAGGGGGACAGGAAGCUGUCGGUGGGAGACAUGGUGGCGUUCCUCGAGCUGAGAGCAAAACAACCCGAAAACAAACCGUCACUGCAGAGAAGCUCCGCCUCCAUCACACUGUCCAGAGCCCCGCCCCCUGAGGUCAGGGAGGGGUCAGAGGUCAGGGGGGAGGGAUCAGAGGUCAGGGGGGAGGAGCCAGAGGUCGUGCGGGUGUCAGACAUGGUGGCCAAGCUGGAGGGUCUGUCCCACAGAGACGGUCUGAGGAGGACGGUGGGACGCGUUCUGCUCGCCGCCGGGGACCAAAGCCCCGCCCCCUGCUCCCCCGCAGCCUUGACAUCAUCGCUGACAUCAUCACUGACAUCAUCGCUGACAUCACCACCUUCGUCAUCACUGCGGGCAGCUCAGCCAAUCAGCUGCUCGGAAACCCCAAGAACAGAGUCCUCAGCUCUGACCCCGCCCCCUCCUGCCUUAGCCCCGCCCUCCUCCUCUGACGUGGCGGGAACACCCCCCCAGGCGGAGGGGGCGGAGCCUUUGCCCGGCUUGUUGUUCCUGUAUCCGCAGCCCCGCUCCCCCACAGACGCUAAGCCCCGCCCCUCUCACCUUAGAAUGACCUUUGACCUGGACGCUGCCCCCCCGCGGCCCCCUCCCGUCUGUGCCAGCCUUUCAGAGAGGCAGCAGCGUGGCGUGGAGGAUGCGGUUGCCGCGGUGACGGCGUCGCGGCGGGGCUUCCUGCAGGUGCGUCAGCGUGUGCAGCAGCUGUUGGAGCCUCAGCCGUACCUGUCGCUGCUUCCUCACCACCUGCUGCUGAAGGUGCUGCUGCUGCUCGACACGCAGAGCCUCGCAGCCCUCAAGUGCAGCUGCCGCUACUUCCUGUUCAUCAUCGACACGUACGGCGUGCGGCCCGCGGACUCGCUCUGGGUGUCCGACCCCCGUUACCGUGACGACCCCUGCAAGCAGUGCAAGAAGCGGUACGGCCGGGGCGACGUGUCGCUGUGCCGCUGGCACCACAAACCGUUCUGCCAGGCGCUGCCGUACGGCCCCGGAUACUGGAUGUGUUGCCAUGGCACCCACAGGGACGCGCCCGGCUGCAACGUCGGUCUCCAUGACAACCGCUGGGUGCCGGCUUUCCACAGCAUCAAUGUACCGAUCUACAGAGCCGAGGACGACUGACUGUGUGUGUGUGUGUGUGUGUGUGUGUGUGUGUGUGUGUGUGUGUGUGUGUGUGUGUGUGUGUGUGUGUGCGUGUGUGUGCGUGUGUGUGUGCGCUCCCAUGAUGUAACAGACUCAGAUUCUGGUUUAAAGAAUAUAAAGAUAUAUUUUGAGUUAUUUUAAGAGAAUCUGGACUCUGGAUUCUGGACUAUGGCGCCCCCCCCCCCGCUGCUCAGACCUCACAGCCGACCCCCCCCAACCCCCAACCCCUGACCCCCGACCCCUGACCUCUGACCUGGAAGAGGAGUCCCGGCCAGGACUCUUCCUCUCCUCACAGAUCAGAGUCACAGCUGGUUUAUAUUUUAUUUAUGAAUCCUGACAGUUAUAAAGUUAUUGUUCAUAUCUCACAGUGG
Scomber japonicus (chub mackerel) is the source of this 2277-nucleotide messenger RNA. RefSeq names its product F-box protein 34 (gene fbxo34). Gene Ontology annotation, molecular function: protein binding. NCBI's taxonomy places the organism in Eukaryota, Metazoa, Chordata, Actinopteri, Scombriformes, Scombridae. The record is from RefSeq and is a predicted model, not a curated record. The transcript is spliced from 2 exons. The coding region runs from base 65 to 1885 and encodes 606 amino acids.